Messenger RNA from Penaeus vannamei (Pacific white shrimp), 1789 nucleotides. Lineage: Eukaryota; Metazoa; Arthropoda; Malacostraca; Decapoda; Penaeidae. The record is from RefSeq and is a predicted model, not a curated record.
CGCAGCUGGCUACGAGUGCGGGGACUUCCUGCUCGAAGACGGUGAGGAGGCGAUCCUCGUGUCCGGCGACGACGACCUGUCCUUCACUUGCACCAGCAACAUACAGAGUCCCGCCGGCACGACGCUGAGCCUGGAAUGCCCGCACUUCGACCUCGCGAGGAAGGGCUGUUCCCUGGAGAGGCUGGUCGUCACGGAUCCUGUUGGAGGCAGGAGUGUGACCGGGUGCUACCGCGACGCCCCUCCUUCUCCACGGCGUCCAAUUCCCUGACGAUGGUCCACACGCGAGGCAGCCUCGGGCGGAGGUGCACCGGCGGGUUCAUGUGCACCAUCCGCGCCGGCAGCAAGCCCGAGGUCUUAGCGCAGUGCAAGAAGCAGACCGUUCAACUCAACGAAGACGCCAUCGUCUACUCGGCCAACGACGGAUCGAAAACCAAGUGCAAACACCAGAUCGAGGGACCUGCAGGAUCGAAGUUGGUAAUGAGCUGCCCUAUCUUCAGCUUGCGACCUGGAUGCAAUAAAGAAAAAUUAGCUUUCCACAGAGGCAGGUUUGGCCUCGACGACUCCAAGACGACUUAUUGUGAGAAAGAAGCUGUUUCAGCCGUAACCAAGUCAAACAAACUUGUAUUCAAACACAUAAGGAAGCCUCUGCGGAAGAAAUGCUCUGGCGGUUUCCUCUGCCUCGUGACGCCUCAGGACGACUCUACCGGAGGAGGCCGACCAUUUUGUAGUGGUUGCGGUGUCAGCCAGGUUACUGUGCCAAGAAUUGUGGGUGGAGAGGAAGCAACAGCAGGAGAAUACCCAUGGCAGGCUCUGCUGGUGUUUGGCAAUGGCAUUAUUUGUGGUGGUUCUCUCAUCAAGAAUGGUUGGGUGCUCACUGCUGCUCAUUGUAUUAAACAAACAGGAGCUACCAGUGUUACUGUGGUUCUUGGUGAGCAUGACAGAUCCACUACCACUGAUGGUGUCACACAACAGUUUGUGUCUUCAAACAUUAUUGUUCAUCCUAAUUAUGAUGACAUAACACAAAAUAACGAUAUAGCACUUGUGUUCCUUGGGCAAAAUGCAAUAUUCAAUGAGCGAGUCCGCCCAAUUUGUCUAGCUCAGAACUCUGACUACGUGACUGGGGCGAGCACCAUUGUGACUGGCUGGGGUGUUCAAGCCUUUUCAUCCAGCACUGCAGUGAACAGGUUACAAGAAGUAACUCUUGACCUGAUUUCAACAUCUUCAUGUGCAGAAUUGUAUCCCGACUACACAAUCACUGAAAACAUGGUCUGCACUCUGACAACCAACAAGGAUGCUUGCCAGGGUGACAGUGGAGGUCCUUUAAUAACAAAGCUACAGGAUGGUACUUGGGUACAACUUGGAGUCGUAAGCUUUGGAGACGAGUGUGCCAAGGAGAACUCUCCAGGGGUCUUCACCAAAGUGGCCAACUACUAUGACUGGAUUACAGAACAAACAGGAUCUAACCAGUGUUAAAUAAGAAUUUGGGCUUUUCAAAAUGUUUUCAUGAUGUUAUUAUAUUUAUUUAUUUAUUGUAUUUUACCAGAUCUAAUCAAUUUCGUAUUCAUUAUUAAGAAUUAAUAUAUAUAGAACUUCUAAAAUAACUUUCCUAUAUCUUUUAUUUUGGUGUACUUACAGUUACAGUAUAAUUUCUCUGAACUUCACAACUGAAAUAUCUGUUAUUUUUGGUCUCUCCAUUUGUUUUACCAAAAUUAAAAUGCCAGAAUACAUGAUCACUUAUGCACUAUAAUGUCUAAUAAAAAUAAAGCUUAUUAUAACCUCUUUAUUAAAA